UCGCGUCGCGUUUGUGUACUCUUUGCCUUUUAUACUUCUCUCCCUGUGUAUAUAAUUUUUUUUUUUUGCCAUCAUUCUCGCGCUGAUAAAUUAAUCCGUUUGUAUAUUACAAGAGUUGUUUUUCGUUCACAAACACACACACACACACACACACAAUAAUAUUUCGUUUAAUAUAAUUCUACAUAAUAUUAUAUUAUUGUAUGUGAAGUCCACUCCUUUCCGCUCCCGCCGUCGUUUCACGUUUUUUUUUUCUCUCCUUUUUUUCCCUAACUAUCCAACACACACACACACGACAUGGCCAACAAAAGACGUUCACGAUAAUAUUAUUUUUGUCGAGUUUAUAUAGUACUAUAUCGCGAUGUAUAUUAUUUUAUAUUGAAAACAAAUUUCUAUUAUAUUUUUUUUUUGUUUUGCUCAACUCGGUAAAUUUCCGCCGCCGCUGCCCACCAACGCGACCCGUAGUCAAGUGGAUUUCGAUUUUUGUUAUUUUUUAUUAUCAAAAAAAAAAAUAUAUAUUAUUAUUAUAUUAAUUUAUCGUCGCACGUCCAACUGUAUACAGCAGCAGCAGCAGCUCUCGUUUGCUCGUCGUUUUUAGCUGAUGUUCGCAACACGGACGCCGAUCAACCGAGAUUAGUAUUAAUAUAAUUACACAACAGCAGUGCGGUGAAAAUAGUCGAAAAACAGUUACUUAUACGAGUUUUGAAGGAAGAUACCAACGUCUAGAACUGUCCACUCUCAAACAACAGACGUUUAGAUAUAACAGUCGUACGGUGGCCGACAGACGGAACGGAUCAACCAUGGUGCCAAACCGAAUAUUUGUCGGGGGCCUAACCAAUGGUACGACCGAACAAGAACUGCGGAAUUUCUUCUCAAUCUACGGUGAAGUCAAAGUGGUAAAAAUAGUCAAAGAUAAGGCCGGAGCCCUUAAAGGUUUCGGGUUCAUCACUUUCGGGUCUGACGAAGAAGUGAAAAAAAUUAUUGAUGCGGGACCAGUUUUGAUUUUCAAAGACAAACGCAUUAAUAUAGCUCCAGCUUUUGAAAAAGACAACAGGCCAAACUACAACGACACCAAUAUCACGUCUUCUCAACAGCAAGCCCAUUUGAUGUCGUACAGCACUCAAGUCCAACAGUAUUCAGUUCCUCCGAUGGCAACAUCAGCUCAACCAGUGUUAACGCCAGUCAUGUAUACUUACCAAAACGGUAUGGCAUUUUUUAAUAUGCCUGUAAGCGGAAAUUCCGCCAUUACUUCUCAACCCCCGGGCCAACCGAAUUCGGCUUCGUCGGAAUCGCUCGUCCCUAGUGUUUACGCAGCUGCAGCUCCUUAUGGAACUCAGAACACUACAAGUAUGCAAGGGUACAGUGGUCAACCUAUCUUCUAUCCAAAUCCUGUACCUCAAGUGUUGGUACAGCAGUCUUAUUCAAACUUACCAGUGAGUUCGGUAUGCAACGGCACUCAAGGGUCGAAGGUUCUUUUCUCAAUGCCUUACGACACAUCUUAUUACUCAGGACCUCAAAUGUCUAAUAUGGUUCCUGGCCCCGACAUGGCUUAUCCAAUGCCGAUUAUGUCGCCAUACAUGCCUUAUAUGGUGACAACAUCCGAUGGUAGUUAUCCGUACUACGACCCGUCUAUGGAAAAUAUUCAACUUGUUCAUCCGCAAAUGUACGCAGAACAAUGUGCAAAUUCUCGACCGCCUUCCUCGGAUACUACAGUCGGACAAGCACAAGUAAUUACCACCAAUCAAUUUGUUUCAUUGAUGUCCGUAGUUAGAAACGACGAGGACAAACCUCAGAUGUAUACACCCGAAUCCCAACAACUGUGUCUGACUCCGGUCAUAAGCUUAGCCGAGCCUCCUCCUCAGUCUGUCGCCCAACCAGUAGUCUCCAAGCCCGCUACAUCAUCUCCGCCAGAUCCUGAAAAAAACGACCCAUCCAAUCAACUACUCAUGACCCAGAUUCAGUACAACAUUAGACAUCCCCCGCCCAACAUCAACGCUCGUCCCGAACAAAAGGAUCCGGCCAAUAACAAGCAGCGCAGCGACGUUCAGGCCUAUCAGGGCAACAACAAUAACUUGUCCAUUAAAAACAACAACGAUUACAUGAAAAACGGCCCCAAAAAAUAUCCAGAGACGCGUACGUUUUACAAAACGGGGCCGUCUCCUCUAUCGCAUCCCAGACACCCUAACGGCCCACAGAUGGUCAACUCGUCCUAUGCUAACCAAUUUUAUGUUCCUAACACUGGCUAUCGUCACCGGUUUCCUAAAGUACACUAUCCUACUGUUCCUCAGGUGAUGUUAAAUCCAAACUAUCCUUAUCCAGCUCAGGGUAAUAUACGUCCCACUAACGGACAUCAGCAAAUGUUCAACAGAGGUGGCGGCGGCGCCAGAUACAAUAACAGCAACAACUACCAAAACAAUAAAAAGAACUACAGUUCUUACAAAGGAAACAGGAUAAACCGAUACAACACCGAUCACGCCGACAAUCCCGAAGUGUCCAGCAGUGAAGAUAGUCGCGCAGAUCCGUUAGCCGGAGGUGACAUGAGCGCUCCUCAGGUAGAAGGAAUGUGUUCUGACAUGAGGUCAAUGACUAUACAAUAAAACGCAAAGAAAAUAAAAAAGAAAUUGCCGCUUUCGUACGCGAUCAAAGUCAAAUAGCCCCAAACAAGACUGUUUAUAGCCCAUUCAGCUAUUCCUACACUUUUUUUUGUUUAUUUUUCAUAGUAUUAUUUAACUUAAUUAUCUUUCUUAAGCUCAGAAAAAUUGGCAGUCUUGCUGGUUAGAAAAGAAAAAACAAAAUAUAUUUAUAUUUAUACUCUUAAACAUAUUUCGCCCUUCUGUGUUCAAAAUUGUUAUUUAUUAAUAAUUAAUAAACACAUAGUAUAUAUAUAUAUAUAUACACAUAUAUGUAGGAAAAAAAGAUGCGAAUUUUCGACCCUCUUCUGACGAGAAAAAAAAAGGCUAUUUUACUGUGAUAUGAUAUAUUGAAUGAAAAAAAAAAAAUGUAAAUCAACAUUGUCUAGACACCAUUUGUACUUUAAAAUCUCCGGUAAAAUUUGCUCAAACACGCCUGGGGGGAAUUUAUGUUUGUAUAUAUAUGUAUAUAUAUAUAUAAAUUUAUAUAUAUAUAUAGAUAAUUUUGUUUUAUCGUUGUUAACAUAAAUAAUUAAAAUUUAAAACAUCAAUAUAUAACCGUGGUGAGACAAGUAAACUAUUACUGACAAAACAAUACAUUUUGCUGAAAUAAUGUAAAAAAAAAAGAAAGUUGGCAUAGUUUAUUUUUUAUCUGCUGUCAUGACUAGAUAUAUAUUUAGUAGGUUAAUAAUAUUUUUAUUUGGAGAGUGAGUUAAAUUAUAAACAUUUAUAAUAUCUAUGUACAAUAUCGUAUAAUAAUAUUUGAAAUUGUUCGGUACGUCUAAAAACAAAAUUAUUGUAGCCUACUUACUCCAAUUGAUUUUUUUUCGUUUUACGAGCGGUUCAGACUAGAAUUAUUAUCUUGUGGUAAUAAUACAAUAUCAUAUAAACAUAUUAUAUAUGAUGCACACACAGUUUAACGUAACUGUAAAAAGAACUUUUUUUUAAGUAAUUUUCAGGCCAUCGGUUUUUGUCCGGUGACGCUUAAUAAAAUCAAAUAUAUCCCCCUGUUAAUUAUUUUUUAAAAUAAAACAUUCCCCCCCC
Adelges cooleyi (spruce gall adelgid) is the source of this 3671-nucleotide messenger RNA. RefSeq names its product dual specificity protein kinase splA-like. The record is from RefSeq and is a predicted model, not a curated record. The transcript is spliced from 8 exons. NCBI's taxonomy places the organism in Eukaryota, Metazoa, Arthropoda, Insecta, Hemiptera, Adelgidae. Bases 798 to 2594 code for a protein of 598 amino acids. Gene Ontology annotation, molecular function: RNA binding.